ACGGAUCUUUAUUUUUCAUUUGGAAAAUGGCGGCUUCUAGCCCAACUUGUGCCCCAGAUGGGGUUGGCGACGAACCUGCUUCUGAACCAGAACAGGAGACCGAUACCUGGGCAGCACAGGGACCGAUCGUCAAGAGAGAACCCGAGUUAAAAUUACUGAGUCCGAUCAGUGGUGUGGAGCCCCUCUCGUGGUCUGAGGACCACAGACUUGCAGCUUCUACCUCCACCAGCAUCUCUGUUGUGGAACUCGUGUGUGAUGUUAAUGUUCAUAACCAGAACUUGAUUUUACAUCGAACACUAAUUCCCGUACCGGAGUCUCCUUACGAGUUUAAGGUGGGCCCAGAGGAAGAAGUCUUAAAAGUGAAAAAUGACUUGGCAACAUCAAGUGACCCAACUGUGACACAGACCUUCAUGAUUGACAAAGUGAUGAACCCCCAGACGGGUGCACCACGGGGUGUGAAGUACACCAGCUGGUCACCUCUGGGCUGUGACGUCAAUGGCCGCUGCCUGUUGGCCACUCUCACACUGGACAACCGGCUGACAGUGUACAGCAGCCGAAAACGCCUGCAGUGGACUCAGGAGGUGGACCUAACCAAGCUAUAUGGUGAAAUGCUAGCGUCCCGUGACUACUCUUCUGUUUCGCACGAUGGCUCAUCCUCUUCCUCGUCCUCUACGUCGGCCACUCCUGCUCCUCUGACUGACCCGGAGGAGCUGCGCCGGCGGUAUCGUAUGCAGACGCCCGUGCGUAUGGAGUGGUCGAACAUGUGCACCAGGCAGCAGGUGCAGACCAACAACAAGUGCCAGGAAAUAGAGACAGUGCUGCUGGCUGUGCUGAUGGAGAACGGCGACCUGGUGGUGUGGCAGUUCAGCCUGCCGCUGCAGGGCGAGGACGCAGUGAUCUCCUGCAACACCAUCCAAUCGGGCAUGGCCUCUCCCAGCGUGCUGGCAUGGUGGGAGUACGAGCACGGCGGGCGGCGCAUGAGCGGCCUGAUCGUGGGAAGCGGCUCCGGGCCCGUCAAGAUCCUGCCGGUCAACUUGCGCGCCGUCAAGGGCUACUUCACGCUGCGGCAGCCCGUGGUGCUGUGGCCCGAGUCGGACCGCAUCCCCGUGCACCAGAUCCGCUGUGUCACUCUCUUUCACCCGCUGCACAAGUGCAACUGCAGCCUGGUGGUGGCGGCGCGCGGCUCCUACCUCUUCUGGUGCCUGCUGCUGAUCACCAAGGCUGGCCUGAAUGUGCACCAUUCGCACGUGACCGGUCUGCACGCCACCCCCAUCACCUCGCUCAGCGCUGGCCACCAUGGUGGCUCGGUGUACACCUGCGCGCUGGACGGCCACGUAAAGAAACUCACCCCCAUUUUCACAGACGCUGCUGUGCUCUUCAAGCAGGAGGAUGUGCCCCUGCCUGAGGGUGUGGUCGGAAAACGCCUGCACGGUAUUAGUGUAAGCCCGUAUGGUGCUUACAUGGCCGUGGUCACCACAGAGGGCAUGACCAACGGCCUGCACCCAGUUGAACGCCACUAUCAGGUCCAGUUUGUGACGCUGAAGACGCCUGAGGAUGCGGCCACUGAGCUGCUGGAGUCGGGCGUACAGAACCUCUUCCGGCAAGCCGAUCUGCUGGACCUACUGCGGUGGAAGGUGCUUCGGGACAAGUGCAUUCCGUCACUCCUCAUGGACGAGCUGGACGAGAAGGUGCACAGCGCGGGCACCCCCUACCUGUGGAGACUCAAGCUCUUCCUGUGCCGGGUUUUCUACCAGUCGCUGCAGAAGUCGCCCACUGAGUCGCGCUGGAGGCCCAGCCACGAGGACCCCAAAGCCCCUAUGCUGGGGGAGGACGAGGGGGAGGGGGACGAGGAGAGCCAGGCCCAGGGGGAUGGAGAGGGAGACAGGGAAGGGCAGAACGCAGAGCACAAGUCCAAAGCCGAGGAGGACAGGAUGACCGAGGUACUGGCUUGGAUGGAGGUAGUGGAGGUGCACCUGACACGCGAGCACAUGAAGCGCGUGCUGGGAGAGGUGUACCUGCACACCUGGAUCACGGAGAACACCAGCAUCCCCACGCGGGGGGUGUGCGACUUCCUCGCCAGCGACAACAGCUGCGAGGACAGGGCGGCUAAGGUGAGGACACGAUGGCUCAAGUCUAAUGACCUGAAGAGGUUCACAGAAAUAGAGAGGCAAACUUCUUGGAUACUUCUUUUAGUCAUUUCAGGAAUGCAAGACACAGAGGCAAACAAAGACACUGUAGCUGUACCUUGCUGCUAACCUAACUAGACCCAAAGAAGAGGAAAAUGUUGCUGAGAAGCAUCAAGCGGAGAAUCUGAGCAAAUGUCCUUACACAUUGAGCUCACAUUGAAGCAUCAGGUUUUUUUUUUGCAUUAAUAAUAUGCAAGAAAUGAGUGAUACCGGUGAAAGUGGUUAUACCAGAUUGUCGUGUGUUUCCAGAGUUAAGUGUUCCUUAAAGAUAACCUGACUCCGCCAGAUGGAGGCUUCGCAUUUGCUCUGCAUGUCCAUCUGGGAACUUUCUGUUGGAAAACUUUUGGGAAGGGGCAGAAAUACUGGUUAGCUGAUUGGAUAAACCAUCUGUCUAUCACCACCUAUGUUGGUUAUCGACGGGCCAAAUCAACCAAUUAGAUGAACAAAGUGUUC
Alosa sapidissima (American shad) is the source of this 2639-nucleotide messenger RNA. It is a transcript of the gene gtf3c4, whose product is annotated as general transcription factor IIIC, polypeptide 4. NCBI's taxonomy places the organism in Eukaryota, Metazoa, Chordata, Actinopteri, Clupeiformes, Clupeidae. The record is from RefSeq and is a predicted model, not a curated record. Gene Ontology annotation, biological process: transcription initiation at RNA polymerase III promoter. Gene Ontology annotation, cellular component: transcription factor TFIIIC complex. The transcript has 4 exons. The coding region runs from base 27 to 2255 and encodes 742 amino acids. Gene Ontology annotation, molecular function: histone acetyltransferase activity.